This is a messenger RNA of Staurois parvus, 737 nucleotides long. NCBI's taxonomy places the organism in Eukaryota, Metazoa, Chordata, Amphibia, Anura, Ranidae. The record is from the annotation of a GenBank genome assembly.
CCAUAUACAUGAUAAUGCCUCAAGUAUUGCCCCGCCCUCCCAAUCAUGUGAUUCAGGUGUUCCAAUCCCCUCUAACUCAUGUGAUUCAGGUGUUCCAAUCCCCUCCAUAUCAUGUGAUUCAGGUGUUCCAAUCCCCUCCAACUCAUGUGAUUCAGGUGUUCCAAUCCCCUCCCAAUCAUGUGAUUCAGGUGUUCCAAUCCUCUCCACAUCAUGUGAUUCAGGUGUUCCAAUCCCCUCCAAAUCAUGUGAUUCAGGUGUUCCAAUCCCCCUCCACAUCAUGUGAUUCAGGUGUUCCAAUCCCCUCCCAAUCAUGAGAUUCAGGUGUUCCAAUCCCCUCCCAAUCAUGAGAUUCAGGUGUUCCAAUCCCCUCCAUAUCAUGUGAUUCAGGUGUUCCAAUCCCCUCCAAAUCAUGUGAUUCAGGUGUUCCAAUCCCCUCCAAAUCAUUGGAUUCAGGUGUUCCAAUCCCCUCCAAAUCAUGGAUUCAGGUGUUCCAAUCCCCUCCCAAUCAUGUGAUUCAGGUGUUCCAAUCCCCUCCAUAUCAUGUGAUUCAGGUGUUCCAAUCCAUUCCCAACCAUGUGAUUCAGGUGUUCCAAUCCCCUCCCAAUCAUGUGAUUCAGGUGUUCCAAUCCCCUCCAUAUCAUGUGAUUCAGGUGUUCCAAUCCCCUCCAUAUCAUGUGAUUCAGGUGUUCCAAUCCCCUCCAUGGACACAGGUGUAUACAAUCAAGCCCCUAGGCAUG